UAAAUAUCAGGAAAAUAGAGACAUUUAGCUUGAGAAUGCCAAAGCCUACAUUGCUCUCUGUCUAUCAGGUUUUUUUCCUUUGUCUCUUUAGCACAUUCCAUGGUAAUAAUUACUCAUCUCUAUCACCAGUCUAUAGAAAUGUACCUUCAAAUCAAUGUCUGCUUUUUGGAAAAGAGACUCUUUAUUGUUUUCAUGCUACAAAUGGCUGCUGAUUUGGUUCUGUGCCAGCUCCAUUACAUGAUCUCUGAGGAAUCCAAACACGGCACCUUUGUUGGGAGAAUUGCUCAGGACCUGGGACUGCAGAUCAGUGACAUUAAUUCCAGAGGGCUACAGAUUGUCUCUCAGGAUGGAUCAGAUUAUUUCCAGGUAAAUCUGCAAAAUGGAAUUUUAUUUGUGAAUAAUAUAAUAGAUAGAGAUCAGCUUUGCCCAAAGAUUAAUGUGUGCAUUGUUCAUCUAGAAGUGAUCAUUAAUAAACCUGUACAGAUUCACCAUGUUGAUGUAGAAAUUGAAGAUAUAAAUGACAAUUGGCCAGUUUUCCCAUCAAAAGAUUAUAAGCUGAUUAUAUCUGAGGUGAGGCUGCCAGGAUCUCGCUUUUCACUGGAAGGAGCAGUUGAUGCUGACGUUGGAACCAAUUCAGUUACCAGCUAUGACAUCACCUCUAAUGACUACUUUGCGCUAGAGGUCCAGACUUAUACGCACAUGAGCAAGGCUGUUCAGCUUGUUCUGAAGAAACCACUAGAUAGAGAGCAGAUCCCAUUUUAUAAUUUAACCCUAACAGCGUCUGAUGGGGGAAAGCCAAAAUUACGUGGCACUGCCCAACUGCUAAUUACAGUACAGGAUGUCAAUGAUAAUGCCCCAGUGUUUGAUCAGCCAUUUUACAGAGCCAGUUUGCUAGAAAAUGCUCUCAAAGGAACAUUUGUUUUCAAAGUGAAUGCAACAGAUUUAGACCAAGGUGAGAAUGGCCAGAUAUAUUAUGCCUUUAGUAAUAAAGUCACACCAGAUAUAAUUUCAACCUUUACUAUAGAUAAGGAUACAGGCAUAAUACAAGUUAUAGGUGAUGUGGACUUUGAAGUAAAUAACUUUUAUGAAAUAGAAGUCAAUGCCAUUGACAAAGGUCUGUAUGCCAUGGCUGGGCAUUGCAAGGUGUUAGUGAAUAUUCUUGAUGUGAAUGAUAACCCACCAAUGAUCAUAGUUACAUCACUGAAUGUUCCUGUUCCUGAGGAUUUACCGCCGGGAACGGUAGUUGCAGUUAUCAGUGUUCAUGACAGAGAUUCAGGCCAGAAUGGGAAAGUCACUUGUCAUAUUUCGAAAAAUGUUCCUUUCAAGAUAUCCCCCACACUAAGGGAAUUUUACUCACUGACCGUGGAUGGAACCUUGGAUCAUGAAAAAACAGCAGAAUAUGAAUUGGUAAUAACAGCUACAGAUGACGGUUCAGUGCAUCUAUCAGAUUCCAAAACCAUAGGAAUUCAAGUAAGUGAUGUGAAUGACAAUGCUCCAACGUUUCAUCAAGGUUUGGAGACAAUAAACAUCAAGGAGAAUAACCCACCAGGAUCUCAUGUCUACACAGUAUCAGCCUCUGAUUCAGAUACCGGCCAUAAUUCCUUUAUUACAUAUUCACUGAGUGACAGUUUCAUAGAUGGAAUACCCAUAUCUUCCUAUAUCUCUGUCAAUCCUGAAAAUGGGAAAAUAUUUGCUUUGCUGUCAUUUGACCAUGAACAAGUUCGAUAUUUCCAGUGCCAAAUAAAAGCAACAGAUGCAGGACUGCCUCCUCUAAGUGGCAAUCUCACCCUGCACAUUUUUAUAGAGGAUAUUAAUGAUAAUUCCCCAUCUGCUCUGGCUCCAUUUUCAAUCACUGAAUCAGCAGUAACUGAGAUGGUUCCAAGAUCGUCUAAAGUAGGUCAGUUGGUGACUAAAAUUAAAGCAGUUGAUCCAGAUUCAGGAUAUAAUGGUUGGAUUUCCUAUGAGUUUAACAAUCUGCCAAGACAUUCUCCAUUUUCUAUUGCCCGUCAGAGUGGGGAAAUCACUGUCAUACGCUCCUUUAUGGAUUCAGACAGUGACCACCAUAAACUGUCCAUUGAGUUGAAAGAUCAUGGAGAACCAAAAAUGUCUUCAGUAGUGACUUUAAUCAUUUUACUGGUGGAACCUGGACAAGAGAUUCCAGUAGAAAGAAAGAACCAUAAAAGAAAAGCUGAUGAUUUUUCAGAUGCCAAUAUUUAUCUGAUCACGUCUAUUUGCCUGAUCUCCAGUGUAUUCCUAAUUACCCUCAUUGUUUACACUGUGCUAAGGUGGCAGAAAUACACCCAAGAAAUCGAUGCUCUCAAACAAAAUACAAUUUGUCCCAGCAUAGCAGGGAGUUGGACCUACACUCAGCAAAGACAGUAUAAGGUCUGUUUAAAUGGAGCUCCACCUAAAAAUGAUUUGAUACUUUUUACACCAAACUUUCCCCAAUCUGUAGUAGAGGACGAGAACUCUAACACUGGGAGUCUGGCUUCUGAUUCCGCUGGGAAGGUGAGAGACAAAUAA
This is a messenger RNA of Xenopus tropicalis (tropical clawed frog), 2523 nucleotides long. RefSeq names its product protocadherin alpha-6. Lineage: Eukaryota; Metazoa; Chordata; Amphibia; Anura; Pipidae. Gene Ontology annotation, molecular function: calcium ion binding. Gene Ontology annotation, biological process: homophilic cell-cell adhesion; cell adhesion. The coding region runs from base 100 to 2523 and encodes 807 amino acids. Gene Ontology annotation, cellular component: plasma membrane; membrane. The transcript has a single exon. The record is from RefSeq and is a predicted model, not a curated record.